AUGAACAGAUGGAGGCUAAUACGAGACAGCUUCGUCAAGGCAGAAAAGAAAAUUUCAAGCGGGGCUGAUGCUGACUCUGUCCCUCCAACGCAUAAAUAUGCGGAUUUGCUGACGUUCCUCCGGCCUCACAUCCAGCACAGACGCCAAAAAAGUAAUGUGCGGCUUUCAAACCCAGCCAGCACCCAAGCUUGCACCACUACGCCCUCCCCAUCUAUCUCCACAGCAUCUGCAACAUUUGAAUUUGAUGAGGAAGCGGAACCCCGACCCACUUCAUCCCGCUCUGCCCCUUCUCCAGUGCCCCCUAUUCCCGGACCAUCAACCUCCAGGGAUGUGGAGAGGUCAAGAAGCCCCAGGGAAAGACCACAGCCCGUUGCCACACAGCAAAGUGCAGCACAGGACAGGGGGAGGAGGAGAAGGAGUCCAGCUGCACGUGGCGAUUUUCAGGACAGAUUGCUGGAGGUUCUGCAAGAGCCCCCUGCAAGACCUGAAGGCCCCAAAGAUGAGGCAUAUUUUUUUGCCUUAAGUUUGGUCCCAAUGAUGCUGAGGCUCAGUUCUGAUGGCCUAAGAAAGGCAAAAAUGGAAAUCCUGAACACUCUACACCAAAUAGAGGAUCAGGAAAAAGCUGCUCAAGCCAUCAGGAGGCCAACACCUCUGUUUUGCCCUCCCCCACCCCCCACGGCCCCCUCAACUCCAAGAGUGCAGCCACAUUUUCAGUCCCCACAGGAUCAAAGUGCAUUUGGCUCAUUCACUCAAAUGCUGCAGGACACAAGCCAAAUGCCUCAAAGUAGUGAAUGGGAGGACUAUCCUCAAUUUUAAGUUUACUUUGUGUGUUUGUAAAUAGUUUUACUUUAUUGUCUUUAUUUUAUUUUGUGUAUAACUUUUAAAAAUUUUGAGUGUAUUUAGAUUUUAUUUUAUGUUAUUUUUAUAAAUACAAAUCUCCUAUUUAAACGUUUGCUGUGUAUUUUUGUGUGAAUAAAAAAUAUUUGUU
Molecule: messenger RNA, 988 nt
Organism: Cyprinodon tularosa
Lineage: Eukaryota; Metazoa; Chordata; Actinopteri; Cyprinodontiformes; Cyprinodontidae
Exons: 2
Coding region: 1-816 (271 amino acids)
Molecular function (GO): DNA binding
Source: RefSeq, a predicted model, not a curated record